CCGCCAUUAGUGCUGACAGCCGAUUCCGCUUCCGGCUGCUGGAAUUGUGUUGUCGCAUGUGCGCAGUGCAGUGCAAGGUGAGUUUGAAUUUGCAUACACUGCUGUUUUGAAUUGAAGGACUCGCACACACAAUGGAAGACAAGAAGUGUUUGGCAUUUUCCAUCAUCCAGUAUUUACAUGACCAGUUACAGAAUGGAGGGCUUUCCUCAGAUGCGCAAGAGAGCUUAGAAGUUGCAAUCCAGUGCUUGGAGACUGCGUUUGAAGUUUCUAUUGAGGACCAGAGUUUGGCUGUGUCUGAGACGCUCCCGGAAUUAUUUGCAGCAGCUACUAAACGGGAGUCCUCUGAAGUAAAUCCCGCUGGUUCUUCUGUGUCUGAGGAGGAUAUAGCAGAAGCUGAGAGGCUGAAGACAGAAGGCAAUGAACAGAUGAAAGUAGAAAAUUUUGAAAGUGCUAUCUCCUACUACACAAGAGCUCUGGAACUUAACCCCAAAAAUGCAGUUUACUUCUGCAACAGGGCUGCAGCUUACAGUAAGUUGGGAAACUAUGCUGGGGCAGUGCGGGACUGUGAAGAAGCUAUUGGAAUUGACCCCAGUUACAGUAAAGCCUAUGGCAGGAUGGGGCUUGCUCUUGCCAGUUUGAACAAACAUGCAGAAGCUGUUGGCUUUUACAAAAGAGCCCUGGAACUAGAUCCAGACAAUGACUCGUACAAAUCCAAUCUUAAGAUUGCUGAACAGAAGAUGGAGGUUCCCAGCCCCAUGUCUGCUCCUGGAGGGUUUGAUCUUGCUGGGUUGCUGAAUAAUCCCGGAUUUAUGAGCAUGGCUUCGAACCUCAUGAACAAUCCUCAGGUGCAACAGUUAAUGUCGGGAAUGAUCUCUGGCCCUCACAAUCCCAUGGCUGGGGCAGGGGCAGGGGCCGGGGCAGCUGCAACAGGGAACCCAAAUCCUACUGACUUGGCUGGUCUUAUACAAGCAGGUCAGCAGUUUGCUCAGCAAAUGCAGCAACAGAACCCAGAACUGAUCGAACAGCUACGCAGUCAGAUUAGAAGCCGGACUCCAAGUGCAAGUAACGAUGAGCAGCAUCAAUGAGAAGUACCAGCACUCCGAAGGAGACUGUAAUAUUUCAUUGGACGUGAGCAGGAAGUACUGUGUGACCACACCAGGACCCGUCUUCCUCUUAGUCUUGUUUGAACAGUGGCUGUUGACAUACCGUGGUGGAAGAAAACCUUUUCUUGCAGUUACCUCAUUUCCACUUGUUCACCACCAUUUUUAAAAGGAUCCAUUAAGUGUCACUUACCACACUGUAGCACAAAGGGCUGAUCUGCUAUGAACAUUUAGUCUUUUAUGCUUCUGUUGCAGAAUAAACCUGCAGUAUGUUGGUGUCCUGCCUUUCUUCCCUCA
Molecule: messenger RNA, 1397 nt
Organism: Spea bombifrons (plains spadefoot toad)
Lineage: Eukaryota; Metazoa; Chordata; Amphibia; Anura; Pelobatidae
Gene: SGTA
Product: small glutamine rich tetratricopeptide repeat co-chaperone alpha
Exons: 11
Coding region: 132-1085 (317 amino acids)
Biological process (GO): post-translational protein targeting to endoplasmic reticulum membrane
Cellular component (GO): TRC complex; membrane
Molecular function (GO): protein binding; molecular adaptor activity
Source: RefSeq, a predicted model, not a curated record